AUUAUAGUUCUUCAAUACGCAGAAGGUGGAAAUUUUAAUGAUUGGAUAAAAAACAAUUAUAAAUGUUUUAACUGGUUGAAUAAAUUAAAGGUAUUAAAGAAUAUUGUUAGUGACCUUAAAGAAAUUCAUCAAAAACAAAUGGUACAUCAUGAUUUGCACACUGGAAAUAUUUUAUUUGAUGACAUUUUUAUGAUUUCUUCAAAUAUUAAUGUAUAUAUUUCAGACAUGGGGUCGUGCAAAGAAGUUGAUAAUGUAGAUAAAACAAGUGUUUUUGGAGUUAUGCCUUAUGUAGCACCUGAAGUAUUAAGAGGAAAACCUUAUACUCAAGCAGCAGAUAUAUAUAGUUUUGGGAUGGUUAUGUAUUUUGUAGCAACAGGAAAACAACCUUUUGCUAAUUAUGCCCAUGAUGAACUUUUAGCAAUAGAAUUAUGUAAAGGAACUAGACCUGAAAUAAAUGAACCCAAGGCACCAAAAUGUUAUCUUGACUUAAUGAAAAAGUGUUGGGAUCCUGAUCCUAUCAAUAGACCAGAUGUCACUGAAUUAGAAGAAUCUAUU
Messenger RNA from Rhizophagus irregularis DAOM 181602=DAOM 197198, 555 nucleotides. RefSeq lists its product as uncharacterized. Gene Ontology annotation, biological process: protein phosphorylation; signal transduction. Gene Ontology annotation, cellular component: cytoplasm. NCBI's taxonomy places the organism in Eukaryota, Fungi, Glomeromycota, Glomeromycetes, Glomerales, Glomeraceae. The record is from RefSeq and is a predicted model, not a curated record. Gene Ontology annotation, molecular function: protein kinase activity; ATP binding.